GGGCCUUUGCAUCAGUCCCAGGCUGGGCAUAAAGGAGGGUCCUGCAGGCUGUGAGGAGGCAGACUUGGGGACCAUGGAGACCCAGAGGGACAGUCGUUCCCUGGGGCGGUGCUCACUGUGGCUACUGCUGCUGGGCCUGGUGAUCCCUGCGGCCACCGCUCAGGCCCUCAGCUACGAGGAGGCCGUGCUCCGUGCUGUGGAUGGCCUCAACCAGCGGUCCUCAGACGAUAAUCUCUACCGUCUCCUGGAGCUGGACCCGCAGCCCAAGGGAGACGAGGACCCAGACACCCCAACGCCUGUGAGCUUCACGGUGAAGGAAACUGUGUGCCCCAGGUUGACACCGCAGCCACUGGAGCAGUGUCCCUUCAAGGAGAAUGGGCGGGUGAAACAGUGUGUGGGGACAGUUAUCCUGGACCCAGGCAAGGAGUACUUUGACAUAAGCUGUGAUGAGGUGAGUGGCCCAUUCUGGUUUGGAGGUGCUGAUGUGGGCAGGUGGUGCGUGGAACAUCAUAUGGACCAAUUAACCAGUGCCCCAUGCAGGGCAGAGAAAGCCCCUCCUACCCUAGGUUCCUCCCUCCACCUGAGCUCAGCAAAAGAGCGCAGCGCGGUGGGCGUGCAAAUCGCCGCCGCCGCUGCUGCCGUGGCUACCUCGCCUGUCAUGUCAGCGCAGAUGUGGGCCCCGCGGGAGCAGCUCCUGGGCUGGGCUGCAGACGGGGCCGGCGUCAGCAGUAUCCGAGGCUGA
This is a messenger RNA of Ceratotherium simum simum (southern white rhinoceros), 742 nucleotides long. The record is from RefSeq and is a predicted model, not a curated record. Lineage: Eukaryota; Metazoa; Chordata; Mammalia; Perissodactyla; Rhinocerotidae.